Messenger RNA from Symbiodinium natans, 744 nucleotides. NCBI's taxonomy places the organism in Eukaryota, Dinophyceae, Suessiales, Symbiodiniaceae. The record is from the annotation of a GenBank genome assembly.
AUGCUUUCCACAUCCAGCGAUCCGUUUGAUGUUGCGAGGGAUGAAGUGGAAGCAGCCGUCCGCAAGGUGCGUGGCAUGCACCGAGAGUGGCAGCGAUUGCUGCAGAGUGAGAACACGGCCGAAAGUCGCCUCUUCAAGGACUGCCACAAAGAGCUCCAGUCCGAGUUGGCGCAGCUCAGCGGUGAUCUUGCCGAGGUGCAGCAGAGCAUCAAGGCUGUUGAGGACAAUCGAGAACGAUUCCGCCUUAGCGAUGCCCAGCUGACGGCGAGAAAGGACUUCUUGGCUGCCAGCCAGGCCGCCCACCAGGAGGUCCAGUCCAGCCUGUCAAGCAUCGCAGUGCAGAACAAACUGGAUGAGGACAGAAAGCAAGUCCUCCUUCGAAAUCAACGACAAGCAAAAGAAACAGAAGAGAGGCAGCUGGCCCAGGAAAGCAAAGCCUUCCUGGAAGAGCAGCGUUUGCUGCAGAAGCAGCUGCUUGCCCAGCAGGAGGAUGAGCUGCAGGCCCUCGAGAAGGGCGCGCAAAGACUCGGGCAGGUCGCGUACACCAUCAAUGGGGAGAUAGAGAGUCAGCAAAGGCUGCUGGACGAGUUAAACCAGGACAUAGAGAAGGAGAUGGAGCGGAUGGAUGUUGUGACAAAGGGCAUGGGAGCCCUUUUGAAGACGAGCAACAAGGCUCAGAUCUAUUCUGUGGGCGGUGCGAUCGUUUUGUUUGUCAUCCUUGUCUUCCUCAUCCUCAAUACCUGA